Molecule: messenger RNA, 1125 nt
Organism: Miscanthus lutarioriparius
Lineage: Eukaryota; Viridiplantae; Streptophyta; Magnoliopsida; Poales; Poaceae
Source: the annotation of a GenBank genome assembly
AUGGCGGGGACGGUGCAGGUGAAGGCAAGGGGAAGGGGAUUACUGCACGCUGCUGCUAAAGCAGCAGCUUGCCGCGGUGACGGAGGUGGCGAGGUGCAGCGCAGCGCCCGUCGCCGCCCUCUGACCAAGGGCUUGGGCGUCGACGGCACCACACACGCCACGUCGCUCCUCGUGCCCGGCGUCCACCCAUGCGGCGCCGUCACGUCGUACCUAGCCGGGCUGAGCCGCCGGCAACUGCGCGAGUUGCUGGACGCUCUGGACCAGGAGGACGCAACGCUCAUUGAGCAUGCCAAGCGGGAGUUCGCCGGGCUAACCACGGGUGCUGCUCGACAUGGCUUCGGUGCCUGGCGCCGCCACUGGGUGUUCUUCUCCCCAGAUCCUGUGCGCCCGCCCUUCCGGGAAGCUCACGCACCGCCCGUGGAGCUCGCCACGGCCGUGCAGCGCCACCACGCUCACCAUGGCCGGCCAGCUCGCAUGUGGCCGCCAAGCGCCACGAAGCUCGCCGCGUCGUCGUGUCGAGUGCGCCUGACUGCCCUCCUCGCCAUCGAUGUUGGCGGCGGCAAGCGCAUGGCUCCUGUGCUCGAUCACGCUGGUGGAGGAGCUCAAGAGCUACCAACGACUCUCUCUAUGGUGGACACCAUCACUACUCCAUCAGUGUCAUCGUUUGGAUCCCCGUCUAGGACCGCGUCAUUGUGCCCUCCUAUAUCGGCUGGCCCCAUGGGGGUCACGCAGCUGCAGCGGAUGGGCAUCGGCCUUGUCGUUUCCAUCUUCUCCAUGGUUGUGGUGGGCAUGCUGGACAUCGUUCAGCUGUGUGACAUUGCGCGGCAUGGCCUGUAUGCCAAGGAUGACAUCGUGUCCAUCUCCAUCUUCUGGCAGAUACCGACAUUCGCCCAUGCGGUCGGGCCAGCUGCGCUGGGGAGGCGCGACAUCGUUGUCGUGUGGUGUGGUGUGGUGUGGCACGAUGCAGACUUGAAAAGCCUGGAGUGGGUCAACGACCUCGGAUCACGCCUCUGCUCGCCGCAUCGGUCCUUGGCUACGCAGCCGCCGCCAACCCCUUCGCGCUGGUGCACAUGGGUUUAUCUGUCCCUGUACAUGUCCGAUGGUGGUGGUGUGGACAUGCAGUAG